Molecule: messenger RNA, 1485 nt
Organism: Fusarium vanettenii 77-13-4
Lineage: Eukaryota; Fungi; Ascomycota; Sordariomycetes; Hypocreales; Nectriaceae
Exons: 2
Coding region: 1-1176 (391 amino acids)
Source: RefSeq, a predicted model, not a curated record
AUGCAGACCUCACUCAACACCAAGUUCGAUUUCUCCGCGCGACCUCGCAGCCAUUCCAACAUCGAAGCUGCAUUCUCUCCCGUCAACAACGAUGGCUGUUUCGACUUUGAUCGUGUUGUGAAGAGUGGCUAUGUGCAGAAGCGCACCCAAAAGACCAAGGUAUGUGCUAUCCUGAGUUGGAAGAGCGUCUUUCUUGUGCUACGACCUAACACCAUCUCCCUGUACAAGACUGACAAGGAGGACCGUUUGCGACACCAAAUCUACCUGUCGGAUCUUACUGCCGUCGCCGAACUCAAAGACCCUAAGCACAAGCGCCAGAACGUAUUUGGGCUCUUUUCGCCGUCCCGCAACUACCACUUCCAAGCGCAAUCUGCCCAGGAGGCACAGGAAUGGAUCGCCUUGAUUCGAAAGGAUGCGCGCAUCGACGAGGAGGAAGACGAGAUGUUUCUGUCCAGCCCGAGAGUCACGCGACAGUCCCUGGGUGGCAUGAACCCAGUUCCUAUCAAUGGUUCGCUGGAUCGACUGGGCGAGAACGAGCGUUUCCUUUCAAGCUCUCCUGAGCCACUGGCCGCGUCAACCUCCAAGUUCGGCACUUCCGGGGGCAGGAGGAGAUCAUCUAUACUCGAAUCUUCCGGUUUGUCCGGCGCGGAGUUUGCGUCCCACUCCGAUCUCUCCGAUACCGAGGGUCUCCGCGCUCAAGAUACCUCAUUCGAAAGCUUCGCCGUUCAGUCGCACACCAGCCUCCCUCCGCCAGGCCCCAUUCGCCAGCCGGGCAUGGGUAUUCGCUCCGCCAGCCAGACCAGCGUGUCCAACAUUGACCAGGACCCAGACCGUGUCAUCUGGCAGGGCUGGCUCUACUUUUUGCGCAACCGCAGUGGAAUGCGCCAGUGGAAGGACAUGUGGGCUGUACUCCGGCCCCGUAACCUUAUCCUCUACAAGGAUGAGUCUGAGUAUACAGCUCGCUGGAUCCUACCGCUUUCCUCGAUUGUCAACGUUGUUGACAUGGACCCCCUGAGCAAGAACAAGAGGCAUUGCCUGCAGGUCAUCACCGAGGAGAAGAGCUACCGCUUCUGCGCCCACGACGAGGAUGCCCUCGUUCGUUGCAUCGGCGCCUUCAAGAGCCUACUCGCCAAGCGCCGUGAACUCGAGGCCCGCGUUGUAGUGGUGCCUUCAUGACCAAAGGCCCGCCGACCAUGAACAAUUAACAACAAGGCCUAUGUGCCACGGGCCUCGACGAAACAGUAGCACCCUUGACGAAUUACGACGCCCAACGUUUUCUUGUUUCUGUCUGAUAGCGAACCACUUGAUCUACUUGUCUACCUUUUGUUUGUUUAGCGAGACUGGCAAAAAGAGGAGGGAUAUCCCAUGCUUUUGGAGGAGUUUUCUUUUUUUCGUUUGUUCCCACAUAGCGCCUGUCCAUACGCAAGACCUGCUUCAUUUUGUAUCCAUAGUACAUACCUAUCAAUGAUAUCCACCAUACCUAGC